UUUGUUAAUACUGACAAGCAUAUCAGAGACAAGAUUGUUGACUUAGAAAAGAAGAGAAAAGAUUUAAACAAACACAGGAACCGUUUAAGUAAAAAUUUAGUUUUAAAAAGAGAAACUUUUUCAAGAAUGCUAGAGGAAGUAUUUGAUGUAAGUCAAAACAAUUGUGAACAUACUAUUAUGAAAGAUAAAACUAAAGAUUUAAAAACUAGAAGAGAGGAUGUAGAUUUUCUUAACGACCAGAAAUUAGCGCGUGUUCAGAAAAUGUUGGGUAAAGAUAAAAUUUCACAAAAUAUUGUAAAAAAUAAAAGAAAAAGAGAAAUGAAAAAAAAAAUUCAAAGUAUAAAAGAGUCCAUAAGAAAACAGAAAGAGUUGGUUACUGAGAAAUUUGAUGACACUAUGAAAAAUUUAAAUACUUUAGAUAAUGACCAAGAUGAACAGUAUCUACAUAAAAAAAUUAAAUCUUUUUUGGAAAAGCAGGCUUCUGAAUCAUUAACAUUCCUUCAAAAUUGCCUCGAUAAUGAUAUAUUUCCAAGAAAUGACUAGAAGUAUUUUAUAUAGUUAGCAGUUCUUUGGUUAGGUGGCAAAGUAAAAGAUUUUCACUUUAGAUUUCCAAUGGCUUCACAUCAUGCCAGGUUUAUGCCAGGGCAUUUAUUAUUUAACAUACGACAUUUUACAGCCACAAUUCAGUAACUUAUGUCCUGAUAUAAUAUCAUUACAAGAGGGAAAGCUGAUUCAUGAAAUUGGUUCAUUUACAGCACUAUUUUAUGUUCCAUGGUUUAUUAAAGCUCCUAUCCCUGCCAUAGCACCUUCUUUAGAUCUAAAAGCCAAUAAUGAAAUAAUACAAUAUUCUGAAUUAUGUCUUAAACCAGCAGAGGCCGUACUAAAGUCACUUGAAAAACACAAUUGGUAUUUAAAUGAAAGAUUUGUGGUUAUGUGUCUUGCUGAUAAAUGCUUACCUGUAGAUCAGCUACAUAAAUUAGCUCUUAAAUUAGCUCAAACAGCAAAGCCUACCAGUUAUAAAAUGGGAAAACUAAGUUCAGAAGUUUUUACUGACAAUGAAAAAAAAAAUAACAAAAAGAAUUGAAGAUUUUAUUGGUCCUGAAAGCUGGUUUUUCUUUGAUUUACUUAAAAUGACAGUACAUGAGAUAGAAUGGAUGAAAAUCAGUUCAUCAAACUGGGAAACAUGUUCAGGUUAUAUAAUAUUUAAAAAUUAUAUCACUGGUCUUCUUGUUGUAAAUGACAGUGCAGAACGUGCAAUUAAACUUGGUCAAGACUUUAUUGAAACUUUCCGAAACAAAGAAGAUAACCAAGCUAAUUUACUGGUUGUUGCAGAUCAUCGUCUAAAAUUUCAGACAACAAAAAAAAAAUCUUGGUUGAAAGCUUUAAAAUAACUUUUCUUUAAAAAAUAAAUACAAAUGUAAAAAAAAAAAUUUAUUUAAAAUUGUAAGAAA
Molecule: messenger RNA, 1451 nt
Organism: Hydra vulgaris (swiftwater hydra)
Lineage: Eukaryota; Metazoa; Cnidaria; Hydrozoa; Anthoathecata; Hydridae
Source: RefSeq, a predicted model, not a curated record